UGGGCAAUAUGGUGUCCUCCGUGACGAUGGCAGCCACCGACUCUGAUCUCCAAACUGAUCGUUUGAGCCUGAAUUCCGAAGAAAGUUCUCUCAAGUCACCCGAGGAUGAUGAUCGAGAAGAAUAUGAAGAUUGGGGAUUUCCUCUUCGUGGAGUUUAUAAGCUUGCGGUGCGGUUUUUCAAAGAGAAAGAGGGAAAGGCGGUACAUCUCUCGUAUAUGAACAAAGUUCACCUCGUGGCCUACACCCAGCAAGUGUCUCAUGGAAAAUUCAGCCCAGAAGUCUCGCCUCCCGUCGGGUAUUUUGAUGUCAUCGGUUAUGACCGAAGACAAGUGUGGCAGAGCCUUGGAGAGAUGUCUAAAGAGGAGGCGAUGAAGAAAUUCAUCGAGCUCAUCAACGAAACCUGUCCCUUAUUCCGACCAUACGUCGAGGCCCACCGUAGGGAUCGGGAGGAGCAGCAACGAAAGGCGUACGUCUCCCGGAUAAAUAUUAAGCGAGAGGAUGAGGAGAAAAGGCAACAGGAGGAAGAAAUUCGGAAGCGAGAGGAAGAAACUAAGCGGAAGGAAGAGGAAGAUCGUCAGAGGCAAGAAAUUCAAAAACGGAAGAUCCAGGAGGCCUUGAAUCAGCAGACAUACCAUCAAUUCAAGGCCUAUGCAGAAGCCCAGUAUCCCAAUAAUCCUGAACAGCAAGCUGUGUUGAUCAGACAGCUCCAGGAGCAGCACUACAAACAAUACAUGCAACAGGUGUAUCAGCAGCAGUCUCCUGGAGAUGGCGGAAGUGGAAGUAAGGGGAAGAAAAAGAUGGAAAAUGGGAUCUCCAGUCCAUCCUCCGUACUCGCUUCCACCCCGGUGGCUAAUAAUAAUAAUGUGGAUGGCGGAGAGGAUGGUGUCACCGACGAAGAGGAUGAAGGGGAAAGCGAGGGAGAAGAGCUAGUGAUUGAUGACCUUGAGUUUCAUUCUGUGGUAUCUUCCCCUUUCCAAGAACUUCCCCCCAUCCAGGCAGCUUCUAUGUGGACCCGAAAAGACAUCAAUGAGUUCAAAGAGCUCAUUAGGAAAGAAUCUUCGGAAUCCAUCAUCAAAGUGCGACAUGGGGAGACCGUCACUGUGAGAGUGCCAACACAUGAAGAUGGAGCUUGUCUAUUUUGGGAAUUUGCUACAGACAGCUAUGAUAUUGGAUUUGGUCUCUAUUUUGAAUGGACCAAGUCUCCAACCAGCCAAGUGUCAGUACACAUUUCUGAGUCUGAGGAAGAGGAUGAUGAAGAAGAUGAGGAAGCUGAGGAGGUGAGAGAAGGAGACCUGCCAGGAGAUGUAGAGAAGGGAAGUGGUGGCUCGAAGAGAGAGGAUCGACCCCCAACCACAGUCGUCAUCCCGACAUAUCGAAGAGAUUGUCAUGAGGAGGUCUACGCUGGGAAUCAUGUCUAUCCUGGAGAAGGAGUGUAUCUGCUCAAAUUUGAUAAUUCCUACAGUGUCUGGCGAUCCAAGACCCUCUACUAUCGAGUCUAUUAUACCAGGUGAAGCUGGAUCGAUGGAGGAGAAAAAUUCCAUAUCCCACCCCCUUCUUUUUGCUUGUGCCAGAAAUUCCUGCCAGUCAAAUGUUAUGCCAACUCAGGUGUGUGGUUAUCUUCUGAACACAUGAAAGUAGAAUCAUCUCACCUGGUUCCUGCCUUCCUCUCUUUUUCUGAACACUUGGGCACCUUUGAAGGGCAAUCACAUGGUGUUUGUUUCAUGAUAUCAGACCCUGCAGUUCUUGUUCUGCUCCUUCCUUGUGGACUGUUUAUUGAUCUCGAAUUGGUCGCAUGCUCUUUUCUCAUUUUCAUUCGUGUCACAUCUGACUUCUGGACGAACUGCUAGAAUCUGCUUUGUCUUUUUUUUGGGCCAGUAUGGUGAUGGAAGAUGAUUUUGGGCACAACCUGAAGGACACAAAUUUGUGAUCAAACAUAUGAUUUAUGUCAGAUGAAUCUUUGGGAUUCUUUAUCAUGAUUGACUGUGUCUUGGACACAUGUCACGGUGUGUCUCCUGUGAUAGCAUCCUGUCUGCUUCCAUGGAUUGUCCAAAAACAGGACUUCACAUGUAAAAAUUGUAGGCCUAUUGUACUUAAUAGUCCACAAGGGCAAAAGGAACUUCAUUACAGUAAUUAAUAUAUUGGAUGGAAUUGAAAAAAGCUUAGGUUGCUAAAAGGUACUGAAAUUCUAUUUCAUCUUUCUCCUUUUUGUCUCUGCACGCUGGAUUCUUCCCAGAUCUACUUUGAUUAUCUCCCACCCAUUAUAUAAAAAAGAGACAAAUAAAGGAUGUUAGA
Messenger RNA from Darwinula stevensoni, 2292 nucleotides. Lineage: Eukaryota; Metazoa; Arthropoda; Ostracoda; Podocopida; Darwinulidae. The record is from the annotation of a GenBank genome assembly.